AUGGGGUACCACAAUGAUCACAUCGGCAUCUGGGAGAUUACCGAACGAAUUCCGGGGCUGAUUAUUGGCGCAAUAGUGGCAAUCUGGAUGAACGUUGUCGUCUAUAUGUACUACUCCUAUAUCAGGGAUCGCCAGCUCGAGGUCGAACAGCAAGAGUAUCCACCAAGCCAUCGUCAAGCCUGCAUACCCCUACUCCUAUGGCGCUAUCUCCAGAAUGCACAGUUUUUCAUAUGGGGUGCCACCGUGUUAUACGCGUGGCUGGGAAUUCGCACCAUCCAAACGAAGCAGCCGGCCUAUCUGCAGUUGCUGAUGGUCGUUCUCUUUGGCACCGGAAAUACUCGGCCUGAUUGCCAAUUUGGUCUUCUGGGAUCAUCACAUGGAAUCCAUGAACAGUCAUCUCUCCGAAUUCGGGCAGCAAAAGCAGAACUUAAGCCAGGGGUCGAUAUCGAUGAGCUCAUUUCCAUUGUGCUAGCCGGCCUUAUCAUGCUCUGGGCCGACCUCGUCAUCUUCCAGUUUUAUCGAUACAUCAGAGAUCGGCAGAUUGAAGAGGAGCAAAGCGUUCACCCUGGAAAUCAUUGGCUUCAUUUUAAGCUGGAUUUUUUGGGAAGAACUCCAAGCAAUGAAUCGCCGUCUUAUGGAGUACAGCUCAGAAAGGGCGGACAUCUGCAGGAAAUAGGGCGGGAUUCUAGCGUUUCCUCAAUGUUCCCUUCAAUGCUAUUUACGCUUUGGAUGGACUUUGUGGUGAUCCAGUACUAUCGCUACGUCAGG
Molecule: messenger RNA, 768 nt
Organism: Mesorhabditis spiculigera
Lineage: Eukaryota; Metazoa; Nematoda; Chromadorea; Rhabditida; Rhabditidae
Source: the annotation of a GenBank genome assembly